This is a messenger RNA of Lactuca saligna, 903 nucleotides long. NCBI's taxonomy places the organism in Eukaryota, Viridiplantae, Streptophyta, Magnoliopsida, Asterales, Asteraceae. The record is from the annotation of a GenBank genome assembly.
AUGGCCAUAAAAAAGCCCACACCAGAAUUGUUACCUGAAGAUCUCGAUGUGGAGGCUUCUGAAUCGGAACAAGAAACAGAUUCUGAAUCAGAAUCAGAGUCAGAAGGAGAUGAAGAUAUAAAAUUAUCAGAACCUUCAAAAACCUCCAUAUACAACAAAGAAGGUCUACUCGAUAAACUUAAUGACAUCACCUGGCCUGAAGACAUUGACUGGAUCAACAAACUAUCACUCGACAUCCAACAAGAACAGGAAGUAGAUGUAAACGAUGACCUGGCACGUGAGCUGGCAUUCUACACACAAGCACUAGAAGGUACACGUGAAGCCUUUCUGAAAUUCCAAACCAUGGGCCUCCCAUUCCUUCGUCCCUCAGACUACUAUGCUGAAAUGGUGAAAACCGAUUCCCACAUGGAGAAAAUCAAGGGAAGACUUUUAUCUGAAAAGAGAAGGAUGGAAGAAGCUGAAGAAAGAAGAAAGAUGAGGGAUAAUAAAAAGAAGGCUAAAGAAGUACAAGCUGUGAAACAGAAAGAGAGGGUGAAACAGAAGAAAGAUGAGAUUGAAUCUGUUAAGAAAUGGAGGAAACAGAGACAACAAAGUGGGUUUGCUGAGAAGAAAGAUGGUGACAUGGGUUUGCCAUUUGAAGGAGGAAAGGAAUCGGAUACAUUUAAGAAGAAUAAGAGACAAGGGGUGUCACCAUGGGAUAGGUCAGGUGGAAAAGGGAAAGGGAAAGAGCAAAAAGGAGGGAAUGGGAAUGGAAAGAGGAAGAGUAGGGAGUUUAGGGAUUCAAAGUAUGGAUUUGGUGGAAAGAAAGGAAUGAAGAAACAAAACACUGCUGAAACUACUAAUGAUUUUAAAGGGUUUAGAAACAGUGAUUCUGGUCAAAACAAGAAAAGAAAGAAGUUUUAA